This is a messenger RNA of Copidosoma floridanum, 602 nucleotides long. RefSeq names its product pheromone-binding protein Gp-9. The record is from RefSeq and is a predicted model, not a curated record. Gene Ontology annotation, molecular function: odorant binding. Lineage: Eukaryota; Metazoa; Arthropoda; Insecta; Hymenoptera; Encyrtidae.
GUUACAUUCAGAUAGUGGUGUGAUGAGGUGAACCAUUGUUAGAACUGAUUAUAUCAGAAUCAUAUAAAACGCAGGUGCAAAAAGUUUUCAAUAGUAGAACAAGUUACGAAGUUACCGGUGUCUGUGAAAAAAUGAAGUUUUAUUAUUUUGCUCUUUGCUUUCUGGCUGUCAUUGUGUACAGUCAUGCUAAAGACAAAGACUCAUCAGAGGGUCCGAAUAGCUAUGAAGAAUGUUUGGCUGAAAGUGGUAUAAAAGAAGAAGACAUAGAGAAGUUGGCAAACGCUAAAGUUCCCAAAUUAAGAUGCCUAAUGGCUUGCGUAUUUGAAAAAGAAGGAAUCUUGACUGAUAAGAAAAUUGACCUAGAGGCUUUGAAAGAAUCAAUGAUUGAAGACAUAGAAGGCAUUGACGAAAAAACGGCAACUGAAAUUGUAGAAAUUUGUACAAACUAUGCAAAGACUGCAAAGGAUAUUUGUGAUGAAACAAACAUCAUAGGUAUUUGCACAAAGGAGCAAUUCGAUGAAAGGAACAUCAAAAUAAAAAUGUAAAAUUUUGUGCACAUGUAUAAGAAGCUAAAAGCUUUUUAAAUAACAACAGUAUGUUAA